CAUUUCACUGUAUCAUGGCUGUUAUAGAGAGGUUUAGAAAAACAAUAGGCCUUACACCUAUGACCAGAUUGGGUGAAUAGGGAUGUUGUUUACUUUGUCAAGCCAGCUACGAGUAUAGCACCGUUAACUCGAUUAAGCAUUGGAUGAUAUUGACCUUUAGCAUUAAUCACGGUCAAAAGAGGCGGUACGUGGCGUGGUCAGUCUUUAACUGGGAGAUUGCGGCGGUGCGGGGUGGUCUGGUUGACCUGUCAACAACUCUGUUGACCAAUGUAAAUAGGAUACGAAAACCACCCUCUGGGAUUUUUUUGUAUUUGUUGAACAUCUAUAACUAUAACUUUAUUUAUAUAAUUGUUUUGUCUUGAAUUAUUGUACUGUCAUUUACGCCUCGUAUUAACACAGGAAAAAAAACGAACGAAGAAAUGGAUUUAAAAUAGGCAAAUAGAGAUAAUGUGUGAACAUAAGAAGUUAAAUUGAAUAAUCAAUGCAACUGUUCUAAACGAAAAUAAGCAAUUGAUGUCCCCAAAAAAUCCACAUGAUCAUGCAUAAUGUUGGGUAAAUUUGCGGUUAAAAAAUGACGGAAAGAAACGAAGUGUACACACAUAAGCGGUAGAUUCAAUAAGUUCCAGCUAGAAUCCAACAUAACAUUAUAUUGGAUCCUAGCUUCCAAGCAGGUUUCAAAGGGAAUAGUCACCGGAAAUCGAGUUGGGGAAUUUUAGGUAGUGCAGAUUGGUUUUGAACUGAGACUGGCCGUUUACAGAGAUUGUCAAGAUGUGGAGGAGAAGGCUGAAGAGGGCAACUUAAACAAUGGAAUCUAUGGAUUGUAAAAAUGAGAAGUGAUGGGUUUUCUGUUUACUAUCCAAGGAAAUGGGUUUACGUCUACCCAGCUGCGUUUUACUGGGCGUGAUUGUGGUGUUUGCCAGCCUGAAGCCAGGGGAAGCCCAGCUCUACGGCAGCAACCCAUUCGCUAGGUGUGGUGUAAACGCCACCAUCAACGGUACAGUAAGUCAAGGUAUUGUACCCACGGUGGAACUUGGCAAGGCAGUGGGGCUCAUCCUAGGAUUUGGAUUAUUCGCAGUCCUUGUUGCCAUGGCGUUUAACCUUGUGAGGAAAUAUGUAUACCACGAUGCAGAUAACCUAGAUACAGCAUUCGACGCAGGUGGAAAUGUUUCUAUUGGACUUACUGCUACAACUAUCGUCUCGCAAUGGACCUGGUCUACUACCCUUCUACAGUCAGCUACUGUAGCCAGCAAGUAUGGUAUCAGCGGACCAUUUUGGUAUGCAGCUGGAGCUACAAUCCAAAUCGUUCUCUUCGCCAUCCUCUCUAUUGAACUGAAAACGAAAGCUCCGGGCGCGAAAACAUUCUUACAGGUUAUCAAGGUUCGAUUUGGAAAGGCCACGCACAUAACAUACUGCGUAUUUGCUUGUUUAACCAAUCUAGUUAUUAUGGCGUCCUUGUUGCUGUCUGGCACUGCAGUCCUGACCAGUUUAGUUCAAGGCCUCAACAUGGAGAUGGCCUGUAUGAUCAUGGCGGUGAUCGUUGGAGGGUACACUCUUAUUGGUGGAUUGGGAGCAACGUUCUACGUGUCCUACUUCAACACAACACUCAUCUUUUCAUUGGUGUUAAUCCUUGUUGUGGAAGUGUAUUACAAUCCGUACGGCAAUGAGAAAAACCCAAUUGGAAGUGCGUCAAAGAUGUACGAUUUAUUAAGUUGUAUCAAUGGGCCACCGGGAAACGCGGAAGGAAGUUAUUUGACAUUUUUCUCAAGCGGUGGACUUAUGUUUGGUGUAAUUAAUAUCGUCGGGAAUUUUGGCACAGUCUUCUGCGACCAGGCCUACUGGCAGAGCAGUAUUGCAGCAAAGCCUCUUCAGGGAGUCUGGGGAUUUAUUUCUGGAGGGUUGACUUGGUUUGCGAUACCUUUGACCAUGGCGACAACCAUGGGGCUUGCCUACCUGGCCUUAGCUGCCGAGUCCGGUCAAACGAUGCUCUCACCAACAGAAGUGGACAAAGGCCUCGUUCCGCCCCUUGUGGCUCAAAAGCUUCUCGGCACCUCUGGAGAAUACAUCAUCUUGCUGCUCAUUCUAAUGGCGGUGAUGUCCACGGGUUCCGCAGAAGUCAUCGCUGUAGCAUCUCUGAUUAUCUACGAUAUUUACAAGACGUACAUCAACCCAUUCAGAAAAAAUCUUCCUGCUGAAAACUGUAUGUUAUGUGGAAAGCACAGGAUUAACGAGUGUUCCUGCAUUCCUGUCAACCUGUGUAAAAUCUGUCAACAAGACGCCCUUGCGGCACGCAGCAAGCACGAGCUGGGAGUCAAACCAUACAACAAGUGUCCAGUCCAUGGGAUGUAUCGAGAAUACUUGGCCCAACUGCUGAACUACAAAAAUUGGUGUAUUCUUUGGGUUUCUGCGUUCACGAUUCCAUGGAUUCUGUUCUGUGACGGCGUCCAGUUGAACCUCAGCUGGGUUUUCCUGUUCACCGGCGUACUGAUUGGUUCCGUCGUUAUACCAAUCAGUCUGGCUAUCACGUGGUCUAGGAUGAAUGCUGCAGGAAUGAUAUCAGGCGCUGUUGUCGGAUGUGUUCUUGGCAUUACCUCUUGGCUUAUAACAUCCUCACAACACGAGGGAGGACUGGCCAACUUCAUCAUCAACACCGGCAAAGAGGACAGCAUGCUAGUCGGGAACUGCGUCUCCAUUGGCUCGGGCGGCAUUACCUGCAUCAUUGUAGCCCUUCUGACCAAUAGACGAGUCUCAAAGGAAGAUGUCAUCGCAGAAUGGGAGAAAACUCGUAAUAUCGACAACCCGCUCAAUCCCUGGGUCCACCUUUAUAGGCAUCUGCCAAGGGAAAACAAGGACGCUCGACCUUCUCACGGGGAAUUUUUGAAGAUGUUUCGACCUGCGAAAAUCACGGCGUAUUCAGCUGGCGUCAUCCUCACUGUCGUCCUUGUUAUCGUGUGGCCGGGAAUAAUGGCGGCGCUUCGGGUCCUGAGCAAGGAGCUGUUUGCAGGGUGGACCUAUCUCUCUCAGGGUUGGUCGUUAAUCGCUGCAACAUUUAUCAUCAGCGUUCCUCUCAUACAGGAGGUAAAGGGAAUAUGGGACCAGCACAAAGCCAAUAAGGAAGAUUUCCACGAACUUAGCGGAAGCGUAGAGAACGGUCUAAGUGGUGCAACUCCAUCCACAAGUGUCGGUAAUGUCAGCACAGCGACACAUUUUACGUCUCUGUAAAGUGUGGCCAAACGCAAAUAUAUGUUUCAAUCAAUCAUUUAUUGAUAAUGGCCUAAGAUAAAAUGCUUCGCCAAAAUAAAAAUAUAGCGAAGAGACGCUAAUGAAGACUCCAUACAUUUUUUAGGUCAUGAAGCACAGAGCGUGAACUACAGGCCAUGUUAGAAGCGACUGGAGCUCUACAUAAAUAAUGGUUAAACCACUGAUAAAACACUGCCUUAAUAUUACCUUAAUAUUACCUCCUAGUCCCCAUUGUUUUAUUCUUUUCUGUGAAUGAUGCACUAUUGUAUUCUCUUUUUCAAUGCGCAGUAUCAAUGUAACAUAACACAAGUAGAGAAAUAUAUUUUUAAAGCAGCA
This is a messenger RNA of Lingula anatina, 3573 nucleotides long. RefSeq lists its product as uncharacterized. Gene Ontology annotation, biological process: urea transmembrane transport. Gene Ontology annotation, molecular function: urea transmembrane transporter activity. Gene Ontology annotation, cellular component: plasma membrane. The record is from RefSeq and is a predicted model, not a curated record. NCBI's taxonomy places the organism in Eukaryota, Metazoa, Brachiopoda, Lingulata, Lingulida, Lingulidae.